This is a messenger RNA of Pseudocercospora fijiensis CIRAD86, 1757 nucleotides long. RefSeq lists its product as uncharacterized. NCBI's taxonomy places the organism in Eukaryota, Fungi, Ascomycota, Dothideomycetes, Mycosphaerellales, Mycosphaerellaceae. The record is from RefSeq and is a predicted model, not a curated record. The transcript has a single exon. Bases 334 to 1131 code for a protein of 265 amino acids.
CGUGUCAAUCCAAGAGCUGGGUUUUAGUUUUUAUCCUCUUUUCUGUUUUCUUGUCUGUUAAUCAGGGCCUGGUGCUCAUCGCCACUAUACUACUCACUGAUAAUUGCCCCAACCUCACCGCCGAUCCCCAAUCCAGAAGAAAAACCAACAAAACUCAUCCCCAUUAACACUUCCAUUCUACGCUAGUCGCCGGCCGACUAUCAACCACCAACCACUAAUUCUCAGUCUCUUGCUUGCUCAGCACGACUUCCGACAAAUCGCAAUUCUUUUCUCCCUAAUUACGAUUCUUGCACGAAGAAACCACAUACACACCUCAACGGAAUCAAUAUCAUCAUGGCCGCUAUCCAGCUCAACUUCACUCUCCGCACCUCGGCAAACGUCAAGACCGUCCACUUGCUCGGGUCCUGGGACAACUACAAGGGACAACUCCCACUCUCCAAGGACUCCUCCAAGCAGGGUGGCUGGAAGGGCACUUUCCGCUUCCAGGGCCAGACUCUCAAGCAAGGCCAGCGAUACUGGUACUACUACAUCAUCGAUGGCUACCACGUCUCCCACGAUCCGGCCCGCGAGUCCGUCACCGAACCCACCACCGGCCGCAAGUUGAACACUCUCGACAUUCCCAACGGCAAGGUUGCCGAACAACCCGUAUCCUCAUCCAAGGCAGCUCGCCAAUCCCGCCGCAUCUCUUCCAACGGCGUCCCAAAGGGUCGACCCCUCGACAAAUCCGAAAUCGUCAGCCCAAAGCCAUACAAACCACAAGAGACCCGCAAAGUCCGCACCGAGCAGUUCGCGCAUCCGACUCUCGAGCAGCUCACCGCCAAAUUCGCCCAGCAGCAAAUCGAGGAGUCUUCUUCCGAAGAAGAAUCCGAGCCCGACAGUGAUGCGGAAUCUGAUGUUCCAUCACUCAGCUCUCGUAGCAGCAACAGCUCGACUCCUUCUUCCGUCUCCAGCACCAGCUCUUGCUGCACUUGCGAGCGCUACGGUAUCACUCGUGCUGGUGCUCGCGUCAAGUUGGACUGCGGCGGCAACCGUUGCGGCUACUCCGAUGGCUCUGACUGCUCCAGUGAGUCCGAGGACGACUACAAGCGAGGCACGACCCGGCGCCACGGCAUCGUCAUUCGCGGCCACUGAAUGAUGAUGAGACAUACGACCUUUCCAUGAUAAUUGAUUGAAGGUGUUCCACGAAUUUUGGACGCCACUGAUGAUGAUGAUUUCCGUUCUUUGUUGUAACACAUGUAUUUUGGUUUUACGACGGAAGAUACCAUACCUUACGACCUCCUCCGAUUGAUUGACACGUGCGCACUUGGGGUCCGCUGGCAUUCAGCCGGCCUGCUUGUCAGCUUUUUUCCACGCGCCGUGGAUGUUUUUGGGGAGUGCAGUGUGGUUCUUUCGCAGACUACAUGUCUUGCGCGCUCUCAGGUAGCGACCUGCGGACACACGACAAAUUUCAGCACUUUGCAAGAGAUAUCUUGCAUCGCUAAUGCUGAGGAUGGGGAUGGGGAGGGGAUGAGAGGAAAGCCGAAGAGGAGGGUCUUUUCUUUGCGGCAUGCCUGCAAUACAGAUGCUGCAGAUGAGGGAGUGAGAGAGGGAGGGAGGGAGGUCAUUGGGAAUGAAGCAUGCAGGAAGGAAGAAAGCAGCGAUGCUCGGAUCGCUUUGGCUUUCAUACAUAGACAAGGAAAAUUCACCGCAUGCUGACCUCCUUCGAACAAUUUUGCCCUGCCUUUGAUCUUUUCCACGGGCAUGCGCGCAUUGAGCUG